Tricharina praecox is the source of this 1910-nucleotide messenger RNA. RefSeq lists its product as uncharacterized. Gene Ontology annotation, molecular function: transcription cis-regulatory region binding; DNA-binding transcription factor activity. The record is from RefSeq and is a predicted model, not a curated record. Bases 369 to 1691 code for a protein of 440 amino acids. Gene Ontology annotation, biological process: positive regulation of transcription by RNA polymerase II. The transcript is spliced from 4 exons. NCBI's taxonomy places the organism in Eukaryota, Fungi, Ascomycota, Pezizomycetes, Pezizales, Pyronemataceae. Gene Ontology annotation, cellular component: nucleus.
GGAUCGCGACCGUCUAAGUCGUUUCGUGUUUUGUUCUUUUCGGCAGGUGUGUUCGCGGAUACAAUGUUCGGUUUCGCUAUGGCACCGAUCUCGGCGAGGAGCCGCCCGCCGGCGGCAGGGCGGCCGGUGGCAAGGGCGGCGAGUUCAGGUUCGAGAGGGAUCAGGUCUGGUGCGAUACCCUCGGCCAAGGUUGGUUCUCCGAUGAUUCCGAGUGUGCGCGUGCGAGUGCGAGGUGUCAAGGCAGCUGGCCGAGGAAAACAUAUCGAGCGUAUGCAACCUGGCCUCGAUAUGUCUGGCUUCUCGGCUACUUGGCAUAUGUUGUAUCAUGUCCCGUCACUCGGCGCCUCCAUCCUCUCCGCUGACGACGAAUGUUAGUCUCCUUCGUGGACGAGACCCCCGAUGUAACGCGCAACUACGAUAGCGGACUCUCCCCCGUCGGCUCGCCGCCACCGCAUUCGAAUACGCCCUUCGGCGCCGUCCGGCAGGUCGCAAUCCGCAGUCUGAUCUCGCCCUCCGCAUCGAUAGCUUCUCCGCCGAGUGAUGGCGGUAGCCGUGGGAACUCGGCGGUGCACUCUCCGAUCGACGAGCCUACACCUCGCGAGUUUGAGAGUGCCUAUCCGAUGGAGGACUCAUUCCGAGAUGGGAAUACGAGCAUUGGCCGGAGAAUGGAAACGAGAAGGCUGCCGCUGUCGGAUAUUCUCAUCCCUCCGCCGCAGAGGGGACCGUUGAUAUCGCCCCCGCCGUCGAGGAAGACGUACGACGAUCCCAUGGAUGAGGAUGACCACGAGGUGCAGAGGAUGGGGUGGCCGCUGGGAGAUCGGCGGGAUGCAGUGUUGCUGAGACAUUAUAUCACGCACUUGGGGAAAUGGUAUGAUGUUCACGACAGCAAAAACCACUUCCAAACCGUGGUGCCACUGGAGUCCGCCAGCAAUCCCAUGCUGUUGAGCGCCAUGCUGGCACUCGCCGCUCGACAUCUCACACAUACCAGUGACUACGAUCCGGGCGUGGCAGGUCACUACCACCAGGUGUGCCUGAAGCAGUUCAUUCCCGCGCUCGAGUCAGCCGGUCGGAGUCUUGAACCAACGUUCCUGGCCACGGCAUUGUUGCUGCGGACGUAUGAGGAGUUCGACACCACGCAAGAUGAUGCACAAGUCGGCGGCGACUACCUAGCCCGUGCAUCAUUACUAUUCUGUUCUCCUCCCCCGCAGGAUCUCCCCGCCAACAGCCUCCGCACGGCCUGCUUCUGGAUCCACCUACGCCAAGAAAUAACCAGCAGUUUCCUCGCGCGCCGCCCAGUUAGCACGCACCACUCGCACCUCCAGCACGUACUCUCACACAGCCGAUCGGACGCUUACACCCCCGCCAACGCGAUAACGCUUCUUGCCGCAGACAUCCUCGCCUUCGCGUUCAGCGUCAACGGCAGCGGCAGCAGCAACAGCCUAUGGGAGCGCCUCUACACACAGGUCGCGGACUGGCACGCUCUGCACUCCCCCAGCUUCCACCGCCUAUACCACGUUCCGCGCGACAGCGCCCGCGGGCAAUGGUGGCCCGAGACAUGGGUACGCACCAUCCCUCCCCCUCCCCCGUCCCUUCUUCCCCGUUCUCUAACGCAAGAAACAGUACGCACUCCCGCACCACGCGACAGCCAUGCAGUACUACUACCUAUCCCGCCUACUACUGGCCCUGUAUAACCCAAGCUUCCCGCGGAUCUCGUCGGGGCCCGGCGUCACCCGCGACGCGACCGCAAAGGUCAUUGCCGAAGUGGUGGAUAAUGUUCGCGCGAUGUGUGGCAUCGCACGGGGGAAUGAGGGGCUGCCGGAUACGGCGCAGGGUCUGGUUAAGGGCGUUGUCGAGGUCUGUACGGGGUGGUUUGAGGAGGUGGAGGAGAGGAGGGCUUUGAGGGGUGUGGG